Messenger RNA from Plectropomus leopardus (leopard coralgrouper), 320 nucleotides. The record is from RefSeq and is a predicted model, not a curated record. Lineage: Eukaryota; Metazoa; Chordata; Actinopteri; Perciformes; Serranidae.
UCCCUGUAGUAACUGCAUGUGUUUGACCUCAUGCACUGGCUUGGUAACGUUCUCCUGUGUAUGUUCUCCAUUGUAUGUUCUCCUGUGUUACAGCAAGAGCAGGAAGCAGAAGAGGUGGGGGGUGCAGCUCAGAAUGACGCAGCAGAGGAGAAGCUACCGGCGUCAGGAUCAGAGGACAGCGAUGAUGAAAGCUCAGAUAGGAGGAGAGCGGGCGUGGAGGGCCUGAUAGAAAUCGAGAACCCCAACAGGGCGGCUCAGAAGUCCAAGAAGGUGACGCAGAUCGAGCUGGACGAGCCCAAGCAGUUAUCAAGGAGAGAGAG